ACACACACACACACACACACACACACACACACACACACACACACACACACACACGCGCCCGAGCGCUCCAGUACGGACGCAUUUCCGUCAGCUACACCACACAGCGAUAUGUCUGUAUGUCAGCGUUCAUGGCAUGUGAUGCUCGGACACGCAGAUAAAGAGCAUGGCUUGGCGAUGCUGGCUGGGGGCUUGCAGUGUUAGCCCACCUUGGCUGUGUGGGAGAGCUGCAGAGAUGGAAAUGGACGGAUGAUGAUGAUGAUGAUGCUCCUUUCUCUCCUUUAGGGUUUCUUUUAGCGAACACAAGGCGAUGCCAUUCCCAAGCCAACUCCGAGGGCCAAACCUUGGAUCUGGUCUGAGGUCUCUUUCCAUCGUUACAAGCCUGAUGUAGCUCUAUCAGGAGCUAACCAUGGGGCAUCCUUGUACUGUACCUUGUCCGGAUUUGAGUUACCAGAACCAUCCUUGACCCUUACAAUGGACCUACACUGAGAAAACUUUUCAAUACAUUUCCAAGACGGGACCAAACGAAGAUUCAAAUGUGUUUGACUCUUCAUUGCUAUAUUUCGCUUUGUUACUGUUGAAAAGAAAAGCAUUGCUCGAAGCACCUGCUUUCCAAAUCCUUUCUGAAUGACUGCAAAACUACCAGGCCAGAGUAUGCCAUCUGCACCUACACACAGGAUUCUGCGACCCCUCAUGCUUGGCACCUUCUUACUGGGCUGUUUUGUGACUCUGUUUUUGAUGUACCUCAAGCCGUCCACUAGCUGGUUAUCGGGCCCUGUAGAAUCAGAAACAUCCACGGCUCGAGUAAAGAGCCUCCUGUCCAACAGAAGUGAGCAGAACCAGACCACGGUGCUCGUCUGGCUCUGGCCGUUUGGGGAAACUUACGACCUCAACGUGUGCAGCUCCCUGUUUAGCAUAGACAACUGUUUCAUAACCGCCGAUCGCAACCUUUAUAACAAAUCCGAUGCAGUCGUCAUCCACCACAGGGAUAUUAGCACCGAUCUAUCUAACAUGCCACCAGCGUAUCGGCCUCCUCUUCAGAAAUGGAUUUGGAUGAACCUUGAGUCACCAUCACAUUCAUCCCAGUUACCUGGCAUCGAGAACCUGUUCAACCUGACCCUGAAUUACCGUCAGGAUGCUGAUAUCGAAGUGCCUUACGGCGCCAUUGUUGCCUCCCAAGGCGAGGAAGGCUUUGUACCCCCGAGCAAGAACAAGCUGAUCUGCUGGAUUGUGAGCAACUGGAACCCGGAUCAUGUGCGAGUGAAGUACUACAAUGAAUUGUACAAGCAUGUGGAGAUCCACGCUUACGGCCAAGCCUUCGGCGAGUACAUAUCGGACCAGGACUACUUCCCCACCAUCGCCAGCUGCAAAUUCUACUUGGCAUUUGAGAACUCGAUUCACAAGGACUACAUCACGGAGAAACUGUACAACCCCCUCUCAGUUGGUACGGUGCCAGUCGUUUUGGGCCCACCGAGGGAGAAUUAUCAAAAUUUUGUCGAGGGUGAUGCUUUCAUCCACGUCGACGACUUCUCCUCCCCAAAAGAUCUGGCUGCAUAUCUUUUAUUACUGGACAAGAGCGAGGAACUUUACUUGAGGUACUUUGACUGGCGCAAACACUUUAAGGUAAAGAAAGCCUAUUUCUGGGCUGAACACACUUGUCUUGCAUGUGAUUAUGUCAGAAGACACAAUGAGUACAAGGCAUUUAAUAAUCUUGACAAAUGGUACUGGGGUUAAUCUGGAUAUGUGCUGAUUGGCUGCAAAUGAUGUAAAAGGUUGAUACCAUAUUUUCCAGGUUAUAAGACACUUUUUUACCCCCUUUAUGAUGUAAGACUAAUACAACAAACUGCCAUGCAUGUUAAUAUUUUUGGACAUGCCCAUUUGGGAAUGUUUCUAUUUUUAAGCCGUUAUCCUCCAAACUUCUAUUCCCGAACCUGUCACAUUUCCAGUGUUACCCUAGAGUUAGACCUAAGGACAGACAAAAGUCUGUUUUGUAUAAGUUUGUGCAAGUUUAAUUGGUUUUAAUCCGGAGUGUCUAUCCAAGGUUAUUACCAGUCUGUUCAUUUUUUAUGGUUGACAAUUAGAUUCAAAUCUAAAGAAACACCAAACACAGUUAUUGUUUGGUGUGACUGGGUAAAGCAGAUGGUGCUUUAAUUUUGCAAAUGUACAGUAGUGCAUGUUAUUUAAUCCCACUGCCAUCUGCACUACACACAUCAACUGUCGAGGGAUAAUUAACUUUUACCUUGUGGAUAAACAUAUCUUCAGAAAAUAAAGAAAUUAACCUGAUUGGAAUUCUUAUACAGUCAAUCCACUGGCCAAUGACUUUCCUGGUUAUCAACUGCUUAAUAUAAUAUUUUCCCAAGCAGCUGAUUCAGUGCCAUUGUGUCCAUUGCGUCACAUGCCGUUGUUGACAUGUUGUUGAUGAAUCACUGUCGCACUGUUGCAAUAAAAUAUGACCUGAA
Molecule: messenger RNA, 2456 nt
Organism: Tachysurus fulvidraco (yellow catfish)
Lineage: Eukaryota; Metazoa; Chordata; Actinopteri; Siluriformes; Bagridae
Gene: fut9a
Product: fucosyltransferase 9a
Exons: 4
Coding region: 625-1731 (368 amino acids)
Cellular component (GO): membrane
Molecular function (GO): alpha-(1->3)-fucosyltransferase activity
Source: RefSeq, a predicted model, not a curated record